Messenger RNA from Lodderomyces parapsilosis, 1146 nucleotides. Its product is annotated as TFIIH/NER complex subunit. Gene Ontology annotation, biological process: nucleotide-excision repair; regulation of DNA-templated transcription. The record is from RefSeq and is a predicted model, not a curated record. Lineage: Eukaryota; Fungi; Ascomycota; Pichiomycetes; Serinales; Debaryomycetaceae. Bases 1 to 1146 code for a protein of 381 amino acids. Gene Ontology annotation, cellular component: transcription factor TFIIH core complex; transcription factor TFIIH holo complex. The transcript has a single exon.
AUGGAUGCUAUAUCAGAUAGAGUAUUUACAGAGACGUCACUUGAGUCCACCACCAACGAUGAGCCAUCACUACUCACCAUUAUCCUUGACAUUUCCCCCAAAGGAUGGUACAAUAUCCGCAACUCCAUAUCUUUACAAGAUGUAGCCAAAUCUUUACUCGUGUUUUUAAAUGGACAUCUAUCAAUAAACAAUUCCAAUCAAGUGGCGUUUAUUGCCAGUCUGCCUCAUACUUCGAAAUUCCUAUAUCCACAUCCAACAAACGCCAAUGCGGACAGUGGCAUAACAAAAUCCAAAAUAUCGCCAGGGAUGUAUCGACAAUUUAAAAAUGUUGAUGAGGUUGUAUUACAAGAAUUGGAUCAAUUUGUUCAAGAAACGAGUCAACAGUUGCAUAAUGCCACUGCUAGACAUUCGAGUAUCACCGGUGCCAUUAGUAUGGCUCUAACUUACACGUAUCGAAUGUCAAUCUUGGAUCAAUCAAUACAAACAACUACGGCAGCAGCAAUAAAUACAUCCACCAUGAGUAGCGCUAAGCAGUCGGAAGUAGCAGCAGCAUCAUCUUCAACAACUGCCUCGACAACUAGUGCCACCGCGGCGGUUUCGUCAUCUUCAACAUCACUCAAAUCACGUAUUUUGAUAGUUAGUGCCAACGAUGGCGAUGACAGCAUAAAUUAUAUCCCAUUGAUGAAUUGCAUCUUUACGGCUCAAAAGCUUAAAGUAUCAAUUGACGUUGCUAAAUUGGGGUUCAAAAAUUCAUCCUAUUUACAACAAGCCAGUGAUGCAACCAAUGGAGUAUACUUACAUAUUGAAGAUCCUCGAGGUAUAACUCAAGUCCUAGCAACUGCAUUCUUUAUUGAACCAAGCUUGCGUCCCUAUAUCAUUUUGCCAACAAAUACACAAGUUAACUACAAAGCCAGUUGUUUCAUCACUAAAAAACCAGUCGAUGUUGGAUUUGUUUGUUCAGUUUGUUUAUGUAUAAUGAGCAGCAUACCUGAUGAUGGCAAAUGCCCUGCUUGUUCCAGUGAUUUUGAUAAACGAAGUAUAAAUGAAUUGACUAAAAUACCACAAGUCGUGACUAAAAAGAAACGCAAGUUGGAAGAUGGAACUAAUGGCAAAAAUCAAACAGAAAGGUUAGUUGUUGAUAGUUGA